Molecule: messenger RNA, 1631 nt
Organism: Ziziphus jujuba (common jujube)
Lineage: Eukaryota; Viridiplantae; Streptophyta; Magnoliopsida; Rosales; Rhamnaceae
Product: branched-chain amino acid aminotransferase 1, mitochondrial
Exons: 10
Coding region: 225-1388 (387 amino acids)
Biological process (GO): branched-chain amino acid metabolic process
Molecular function (GO): branched-chain-amino-acid:2-oxoglutarate transaminase activity
Source: RefSeq, a predicted model, not a curated record
AACACAAACCCACAAUGGGAAAACGGGGUUGGGUGGCUCAACCGCUUUCUGUAUAUAGUUUUGGCUUCCUCCUCUGCCUUUCCAUGCCACUGCCUCUGCAUUUUUUGUUUCAGCCUCUGCCCCUGCCUCUGCCUCUAUUACUGGUUCUAUAUGCCCUUUUAUCCUCCGAUAAUUAUCUUCACAGAACUGCUUGAUUAUCAGAGAUAUCGAGAAGAUUAGUAACCAUGAUUACGAGGAGAUUAUGCUUGCGCAAUUUGGUUGAAUCUUUUAGACUUGGUUCUUCAAUGUCCAAGCUCGGAUGUCGCUAUAACUUAGCAUUUCUGUCAUCAUCUUCUCUGCCACAAGCACGUGAACAAUUUGUUUAUAGCGACGAUGAAAGUGCUGAUGUGGACUGGGAUAAUCUUGGAUUUGGUCUAGUGCCAACUGAUUACAUGUACAUCAUGAAAUGUGCCAAAGAAGGGAAUUUCGAGCAGGGUCAACUUAAUCGCUAUGGAAAAGUUGAGCUCAGCCCUUCUGCAGGGGUUCUCAAUUAUGGGCAGGGAUUGUUUGAAGGUAUAAAAGCAUGUAGAAAAGAAGAUGGACGACUUCUUCUCUUUCGUCCAGAUCAGAAUGCAAUUCGAAUGAAGAUUGGUGCUGAAAGAAUGUGCAUGCCUUCACCCUCGGUUGACCAAUUUGUCGAUGCUGUCAAACAAACCGUCCUGGCUAAUAAGCGUUGGGUUCCACCCCCUGGAAAAGGGUCUCUGUACGUUAGGCCUUUGCUGAUGGGAAGUGGUCCUGUAUUGGGUUUAGCACCAUCUCCAGAACAUACUUUCCUUGUAUAUGCUUCCCCUGUAUGCAACUAUUUCAAGGAGGGCUUUGCGCCGUUGAAUUUAUAUGUGGAGGAUGAGUUCGACCGUGCCUCUCCUGGUGGAACUGGAGGUGUCAAAGCGAUUUCGAAUUAUGCCCCUGUGUUGAAAGCACAAAUCAGAGCAAAGAACAGAGGAUUUUCAGAUGUUUUAUAUCUGGACACGGUGAAUAAGAGAUAUGUAGAGGAGGUCUCUUGUUGUAACAUUUUCAUUGUGAAGGGCAAUAUGAUUGCAACACCUGCUACAAAUGGGACUAUACUUGCAGGAGUAACUAGAAGAAGCAUCAUUGAGAUUGCUGGUGAUCAUGGUUAUCAGGUUGAGGAACGCCGAGUAGCGGUGGAUGAAUUGAUGGACGCUGAUGAAGUGUUCUGCACUGGAACUGCUGUAGGCGUUGCCUCUGUAGGCAGCAUUACAUACCAUAACACAAAGGUUGAAUUCAGAACUGGUGCUAAGACAGUGAGCGCAGAACUAUACUCAGAUUUGGUUGGGAUUCAAAAGGGCUUGUCGGAGGAUAAGAAGGGCUGGAUUGUUGAAAUUGAUUGAGAUUAUUUAUCUUAAUCAACCAAUACCAUGUAAACUGUACAGAAAGAUGUAUCAUCCAUAUAUUAAUUACUCUUCUAAUCAGUUUCUAGAACUAUAUAAGAUUAGGUGUGUUUCAAUCCCUGUACUUUUAAAUCUUCCUUUCCGCUAUAGGAAGGCUCCCCAAGAAGGGAAAAAAAAAAAAAGCCUUGUAUGCAAUUAUGCUGAUUACCUAUUGAAAUAUAUAGAACCUUAGAUAUAAACAAA